Octopus bimaculoides (California two-spot octopus) is the source of this 2986-nucleotide messenger RNA. Its product is annotated as rho GTPase-activating protein 44. Gene Ontology annotation, molecular function: GTPase activator activity; protein binding. The record is from RefSeq and is a predicted model, not a curated record. Gene Ontology annotation, cellular component: cytoplasm; intracellular anatomical structure. Gene Ontology annotation, biological process: regulation of actin cytoskeleton organization; regulation of Rac protein signal transduction; positive regulation of GTPase activity. NCBI's taxonomy places the organism in Eukaryota, Metazoa, Mollusca, Cephalopoda, Octopoda, Octopodidae.
GUCCAGGAUUUUGAUAUUUUUGCUGUUAUAAAAUUUCAUAACAGAAACGUACUGUUCAGAGGAGGGUACAGUGGCUUGAAUCGAUCCCAGUUUGUAUAAAUAGAGUAUUUUAUUUUCACUUCUGGUCUUCCAUAGAUUUCUCUGAAAGUGAGAAAGGAAGUGAGAUCGCUGCCGCUCGACUAAUAUUAGUAGUUGUAGUAGUCGUCCGCAGUAACAGUUUUAGAACACUGUGUGAUAAUAACUCUAACACCAGACAUAUCUAAGUAGCUUACUCACCACCGUUGCUACAUCGUUCAUGACAACAUUAAUAUAUCACAUGAUGCUAUAUCCGACCGUCCAAUGAGAUAUCAUAUCAGUAUAAUCAUCACUGAUAUCAUCAAUAAUCGGUGUCGGUGAUCAUUUUUUGACAAACAUGGUAGGAAGAAGCAGAACACCAGCAGUCCGUAGUUAUUAAGUCUUUACUGCUGCACCUUGACCUUCCUCUUCCUGCUCUCUCUACUCAUACAAUAUUAUGUUUCUCUAAAUCAGCCGACAUCCCAGCAGACAGAUGCAGAAAAUGUGGAAAAAGGAAAAUCUUAGGAAAAAUCUUUUACGUGUCAAACAGAUAGCAGAUCAGAACCUCGGACGAGCGGAAAGAUCCGAGGUUCUUUCUGAGGAUUUACUUAGUGUUGAAAAAAGAGUUGAACAAGUGCGAUCAGCAUGCAUGAACACAGCAAAAAAGCUAGAUUUAAGCAUGCAGGGCUCUGGCACAGACAGGGAAAAAAGAUUAAAAAAGCUCCCUGAAACUGGUAUUGGCCAUACUAUGGUAGAAUCAGCAAAUACGUUGGGUUUGGACUCAGUGUUGGGUAAUGUAUUCCUCCUAUGUGGUGAGUGCCAAAAUGGUCAAGCUAAAGAGCUGUUAAAUUAUGAAUUGGAUGUAGAAUCCACUGUAUUAAAUCCAUUGAAUUUAAUUCUUGAAAAUGACAUCCCUACUAUUGUAAAAUUGAGAAAGCAUCUAAAUAAGUUAACAUUAGAUAUGGAUUCUGCACGUAAUCGGUGGACCACAGCAGUACGCCAAUCUCAGUUGAACAGCAACAACAUGGCAGCUGCUGCUUACAAAGCUGACUUGAUUCGUGGAGAGUUAGAAGAUGCAGCUAACAAAGUAGACAGUGCCAAAGAUGCUUUAGCAAUUGAAAUGCUUAAUUUCAUUGCAAAAGAGAAUGACCACUGUGAAAAACUAGUAGCACUCAUGAUGGCACAAGCCAAUUACCACAAAAAUGCCCUUGAAACAAUCGAUAGAGUGAUACCUAAAAUGAAACAAAUGAUUGACACUAAUCCUGUGAAACCUGUCUAUGGUACCUGUCUGUCGGACCAUUUAAGAGUUACUGGACGGAAUAUUGCCUUAGUCAUUGAAGGCUGUGUCUGUACUUUAGUAGAUACAGGCUUAGAGGAGGAGGGUUUAUUUAGAAUAGCAGGAAUGGCUUCAAAAGUAAAAAAAUUGAAGGCAUCGUUUGAUGCUGGUAUAGUAGAUAUGGAGGAAUACGAGCAUGAUUUACAUACUGUAGCUGGGGCCAUGAAACAGUAUUUAAGGGAACUUCCUGAACCUCUUUUGACGUUCGACUUGUAUGCAGAAUUUGUGCAAUCAGUUCAUUUACCACAAGACCAACGUCUGGCUGCUUUAACUGCCACUGUAAAUAAAUUGCCUAAAGAAAAUUAUGACAAUUUUAGGUAUUUAGUGAAAUUUCUUGCAAAAUUAGCGAAGUGUUCCAAUACUAAUAAAAUGACAGCUAGUAAUAUUGCUAUCGUGAUAGGUCCUAAUCUGCUUUGGUCAUCAGAUGAAAGUCUUCCAACAGUACUAUCAACUGGUAAUUUUAGUGUCAUUAUUGAAACAAUAAUCAACAAUGCUGAUUACAUUUUUCCUGGAGACAUACAAUUUCACUUGACAGCCAUGGCCUCAGUCGCAACCAACAACAUCACCUUACAACAACCAACAACACUCUCCUCUGAUGCCAGUACUCACCACCAAAUAAGUGAUCUCCCUUCUCCUUCAUCUUGCCACAAGCGUUCAUUAAGUGGGCAAAUACCACCGCUGCACAAAAAAUCUGCUCCUGCCCAAUCAAGCACUUCUACUGCAGGAACAUCAAUGUCACUGACAACAUCUGUGAUUCCUUUGUCUGAGCUAAGUACACAAUCUGCUCAUACAAGCACUUUAAAUCUUCAUCGGCCUUCAGCAGAUACUAUCGGUACCCAGAGCAGUGGUAGUUCAACACUAACCGGCAGUUCCCUACCAGACAAACUCAACAUGGUUGACGAUGAUACUGGUUUUAGCAAUGGGCCCUAUCAAGGUGAAGGAUUAAUUUCGAACCCUUUGGAAUGUAGUAGCACUGCUAAAGCCACUAACACUUCUCUUGACUUUGAGCCUGGGAAUGCUAUAAAGACAUCACGCUCCAGGUCGGUUCCUCCUGCUCUAGUUUCCAAAAGUUUUCAUUCAGAUGUAUACAAUACAGCUUUUGCCCUCCACUCUUUGGGUGAUGGAAAUUGCUCUGGCUAUAUGACAAAAGUUAGAGCUAUGUGGGAUGACCAGUUUUUGACAAAGCAGCCUUCGGCCUCCACAGAGAGUAACCACUUAGCAGGUCUUAGCAGUGGGGGCACAGAACGGAAUGGUUCCACCCCAGCAGAUAUUGAUUUCUCAGUUGCCCUUGUUGACUCUGACGAUACAAUCAACACCUCAACAAAUUCUGUAACUAGUAAGAAUGAAGUCAUGACUGCUUCAACUGUUACAAAUGCUUUGAGUGGGACAAGUUCAACAAUCCAAACAGUACCAAAAUCAACAACUAGACCAGCAACUAGUACUUCUUGUCAUACUCUUCCUACUCCUCAACCUAUUGCAAUGCAAACUGGAGCUAAUUUAGAAUUAUCAAAAAAACCUCAGAAUCUCUCUACAAGUUGUAUAGCUACUAAUUUUCCUUCUGAUGUGUAAGUAUUAGUUUGCAUGGCUGUUUUUAUU